Molecule: messenger RNA, 2058 nt
Organism: Anopheles merus
Lineage: Eukaryota; Metazoa; Arthropoda; Insecta; Diptera; Culicidae
Exons: 6
Coding region: 1058-1684 (208 amino acids)
Source: RefSeq, a predicted model, not a curated record
GUAGAGGAAUGUUGCUGUGCGUGGUGUCCGGCGUCCGCGUGCACUUUCCGUAUUGUGUGCGCCGCCAUUGUGGUGCUGAAGUGGCUUGUUAGUGCGAGUUUGCCGGCUGGUGUUUGGUGUGGUUUGCUAGAAGUGGGCUGUGUGCCGGUUUGCAAAUACAAGUAGAGCAAAAAAAAAAAAAAACAACGAAAAAGUGCCAAUUGGAAUGUGUUGAAAAGGUUCGAAAGUGUAUGCAGAUCACUUGUGUGACGAGUGUGUGUGAGUGAGUGUGUCAUCCAAAGGGCAUUGAAGGCCACCAGUACCGCCAGUAAUUGUGUGUGUGGAGGUGCGUUUGACUAAUGAAACAUAAAUUUCCCUACCCAAGCGACAGCCAGCAUUCCAACGAGGCAGUCCAGUCCAAACCGUGCUUAAAUUGGUCGUAGCUACAGUGUGCAGUGCUCCCGUGAAAGCUUUUUCCCCGGUGUGUCAUUGAGUGAAUUUCUGCCACGGCUCGCAAUAAAAUGAUCAACGAAUGGCAGCCGGGUGGAAUGUGUGUGUGAUGUGUUGUAGUACGGUUCGCGAAUCCCGCCCCUCGGAAGUCCGCGGUGAGCAGUGAGUGAGGUGGUGUGUGGCUGCGUAAAGCUCGUCGCACUGCUUCGCGACUGCUUCACCCCUAAAAAGGCUGCCACCAGUUAAUCCGGUGUCGAUAAUCACAACUUCAGCCGGACAAGUGGUUCAUUACAAGAACGCCGACAGCGCGUCAACAGAGAUAAAGGGGCAGUGAAACACGAAAGAAAACAAGCAAAGAACGCAUUGGUCUCACACAAACCAACCGGGCCAAAGUUUUCGUGCUCCGGUGAGAACGGAUGGAAAAGUUUUCCCGUUAAGCUAUACAGAACGAGGGCUACCAAAACAAGUGAGGAGAGUGUGGUGUGAGAGAUAAACAAAAAAAAACAGACUCCAAGGCCAUCUGCGGAGUCGCCCCCUGGUCCCCGACAGCUAAGCUAAGGGAAGCACAAUAGUGUGUGGGCAAUCAGGGGACUGAGCAGCUUUCACAUUUCCCCACCGCAGCGACAUCAUGGACGGAAGGAACCGACGGCGUCAAUUUGGCGGCCCCUGCCACUGUCUCCGGCCACUGAUACGGCUCUGGGGCGUCGUGACAGCGAUUGUGGUCAGUGGCGUCGGGAUAGACAUAAUGGUUCAUGGUUACACUGCAGGUGUUUAUAUAAUAGUUGCCUCCGUAGUUAUAUUCUUACUGGAAAUCAAAUGGCUCUUCACACUGUUCAUAGUGCUCUGUACAAACAAUGACUACUCGUCCGGAUGCUACCGGUGCUGGAGCGUCUGCCGGUACUGUGGCGGUUGGCAUCUGACCUUUCCGUACGUGGCCUUAGGUAUCGCGCUCAUCGUGUGGCCCCAUCGGCUCUGGCUGAGCCACGUGGCAGGUGGGCUGCUGAUAGGGCUGGCCAUGCUGCGGUUGCUAACUGUGUGCAAGUUUCGACCGCACGGCAAAGACGACGAGCUGCUGAACCAUUGUGAUGAACACGCUGACAAGUACGACAACCUAUCGGAUGUGCUGGUGGACAAUUCAAUGCCCGAGCCGGGCCACAGCUUGGAGGGCACUAACGGCAGCAGUCAGGGCGCACACGAUGACGGCGACGACGACGACGACGAUGACGAUGUGGCAAUCAAUGGGGACGGCAUGUGACCGGACGGGCCGGUGCGCCCCAAAUCGAAAAGCACCAUCCGGAAGUGCAUGAAUCAAAACUACGAAAAGCUGGACAACGACGAGUGUUGCGACUGCGACGUAAUCAAAUAGGACACAACGGCACUGUAACUGCUGGGAGGGGGCGCCGCUUACUCUCCCACAUGUUUGUAAAUAAAGUUAGCCUAACUGCUUGGGUUUCGCGAAUCAGUUUGACCGUUUCUCCCGGUCUUUCCUUUGUGUGGAAGGUUUGGGGAAAGGAGGAUGGUGGGCGGAGCAGUCGUACGGAAUUUAGCCGCUCGAAUUAAACUUGUAUUUAUAACAUAGCGUUUAGAAAGUUCGGGUUUCGAAGCAGGCAUGAUUAAAAAAUAAACAUU